Molecule: messenger RNA, 1904 nt
Organism: Etheostoma cragini (Arkansas darter)
Lineage: Eukaryota; Metazoa; Chordata; Actinopteri; Perciformes; Percidae
Gene: parvb
Product: parvin, beta
Exons: 13
Coding region: 277-1371 (364 amino acids)
Biological process (GO): substrate adhesion-dependent cell spreading; actin cytoskeleton organization; establishment or maintenance of cell polarity
Cellular component (GO): lamellipodium; focal adhesion; actin cytoskeleton
Molecular function (GO): actin binding
Source: RefSeq, a predicted model, not a curated record
CCUGUUCAUCAUCCUGCCGUUAGGAGGCGCUGUGGGGUGAACCGUCAGUAGCCAUUGAAGCAGAAACAGCUUCUACUCGCAUCACAUGUGAGUCUCUCGUCUGUGUUGAUCUUGAUGCCCGACCAGCGCUGCUUUCCUCCGUCUGCAUGUGAUUUGGUGUCCUUAUAUACAGUCCAUGAUCUUACAUCGGUGCCCUGAGCACAUCACAGGGAAGAGUGACAUUAUAAAUGAAUAAAUGUGAGAGAACACAAACGCAUCCUACUGAAAGAUCAUCAGAUGUCUGGGACUGCGAACACAUCUGCGACCCCGCAGUACGCAAAAAUGAAAAAGGACGAAUCUUUCCUCGGGAAAUUAGGAGGAACCCUGGUGCGAAAGAAAAAGUCUAAAGAAGUGAGUGAUCUCCAUGAGGAGGGGAAGAAUGCCAUCAAUGCUCCCAUGCUUCCUACAGGGACAGAAAUCCAUCCAGAGGACACACUGAUGGAGGAAAACGCUGAGAGGAUCAUGGUGGACCCAACAUCGCGGGAAAAUCUUAAAUUUAAAGAUCUUUUGAAGGUCCUGAUUGACUGGAUCAACAGUGAGUUGGAGGAAGACAGGAUCAUAGUCAAAGACCUGGAGGAGGACUGUUAUGAUGGACAAGUGCUCCAGAAAUUAUUCGAGUUGUCAGGCAGGAAGCUGAACGUUGCCGAGGUGACCCAGUCAGAGAUUGGCCAAAAGCAGAAGCUUCAGACAGUUUUGGAGGCCGUCAAUGUACUGCUGAGGCCUCACGGCUGGACCAUUGAGUGGAGUGUGGACUCUAUUCAUUCAAAGAACCUGGUGGCUAUUGUCUAUCUGCUGGUGGCUCUCGCGAUGCAUUUCCAGGCCCCCAUCAGGCUGCCUGAGCAUGUUUCUGUGCAGGUGGUCGUCAUCAAGAAACGAGACGGCAUCCUGCGGACGGCUCUUGUGACCAAGGAGUUGACAAGCACCACAGAAAUGAUGAUGGGAAGGUUUGAGAGGGAUGCGUUUGACACUUUGUUGGAUCAUGCACCUGACAAGCUCAACGUGGUGAAAACGUCUCUCAUCACCUUUGUGAACAAACACCUGAACAAGUUGAACCUGGAGGUUACCGAGCUGGAAUCUCAGUUUGCUGAUGGCGUGUACCUGAUAUUGCUGAUGGGGCUGCUAGAAGACUAUUUUGUCCCUCUGUACAACUUCUUCCUCACGCCUGAGAACUUCGAACAGAAGGUCCACAAUGUGGCGUUUGCCUUUGAGCUGAUGCAAGAUGGGGGUCUGAAGAAACCCAAAGCCAGACCAGAAGAUGUUGUCAACCUGAACCUCAAGUCCACCCUCAGAGUCCUCUACAACUUGUUCACCAACUACAAAAACUCUGAUUGAACUUUUCCAGUUUCACCCCCUUAUAUACUUUUGAUCGCUGCGCUGUGCCUGCAAAGAUUAUGCAAGAUUAUUAUCCAUUACAGUCUGGACACCGGAGGAGAACAACUGGGACUUUAAAAUCAUUAUUAUGUGGGACUUAAAAAGAACCAUGGAGAGUAACCUGAAAAAUGCUCUUAAUGUUAGUACUUAUGUCAAAACUUGCUUAUUCCUUCCUGGAAUGCAACCCAGGAAACCCUGCAACUCUUAGCCUGCAUUUGAAUACACAAAAUAGCCGUGACAGGAAAAGGAAUGUUAAAACAGGAAGUAAUUUGUGUUAACCUGGUUACUCUUCAGAAUAUUUAAGAAAGUUGAAAUGCUGUUAUAUAUUAUAAAGUAUCUAAAAUUGAUAUGUGUAAUUAUUAAAAGAGUAGUUUGUUUGCAGAGCUGUUUCCCCCUACGUUCAUCUUUAUGUUAAGCUAAGCUAACCUGCAACUGGCUACACUGUAUCUUCCUAUUUAAUGUGUGUGUGUGUAUGUGUGUGUAUGUGUGUGUGU